AUGCUCCCUUCAAGAACCGCAACCCGUGCAGUAGCGCGUCAAUUGCGACCUCGCAAUACAUAUCGACAACUCCGAUUUGCAACCACAAAACAGCAAGCUGCUGCAGCAGGCGGUUCUUCUGGUCUCGUCGGUGGCCUCGCCGGCGGAGGCUUUGUUUUCCUUGCAGGCUAUUCCUACUAUCACUUCUCCGGCGCAAAGUCGAUCGUCAAUGCGGCCUCUUCCACCAAACAACAACUCACCUCCCUCACCAAAUCGAUUCAAAAUUCCUCACCAGAACCAAACGAAGCGCUGCAAUGGCUCAAGUCCACAGCCACCAGCUACGCGGCAUUCAUUCCCGGUGCCAAGCCGUAUGUGGACAGCGCGUUCGGGGAUCUAGAGAAGAUCCAAGAGAAGCACGGCGAUGAGGUGAACAGGAUCGUCGAAAGAACCUAUGGAGAGUUGAAAAGCGCAUCCAAAUCUGGCGUUAGCAUGGAAACUGCCACCAAAAGUUGGGAAAUCCUGGAAAAAGCUAUCACAGAACUCGGUGAGCUGGCGUCCGAUUCCGCGAGCGAGAUAUUGGAUCGCCAUCCGAAGUUGAAGGAACAAGUUGGCGGGAAUCUCGACAAGUUGAAGGAGAUGACUGAUGGGUAUGGUGGUGAGGAGGCGAAGAAGGAGUUGGAGCAGACGUAUACGCAGAUCAAAGACGUGAUCAAGGGUGGCUUCUCGGCAGACAUGAUUGCGAAAGUCAAGCAAGUUAUAGAAGAGAAGACGGAGAAGGUUAAGAAGCUUGGGGAUGAAGCGUGGAAGAAGGGGCUUGAGCAGGCGAAGCCGUAUUUGGAUAAGAACCCACAGGUCAAGGAGAUGGUAGAGAAGAAUGCGGACACAUUGAAGUCAGGGAAUGUCAAGGAGGUAUUUGAGAAGGUGAAGAAGGCGGCGGAGACGGGGAAUUUGGAGGAUUUGAAGGGGUUUGUGAAGCAAGCGGGAGAGAAGGCGAAGAAUAGUGGGGUUGGGCAGAGUAUUGAGCAGUAUGCUAAGAUGAUCCCUGGGGGAAGUGAGAUUGUGCCACAGCUGGUUAAGUUGAAAGAGGUGGCAGAGAAGAGGGGGGAGCAGGGGGAGGGGAUUUUGAUGGGUGCGUAUGAAGAUGUGAAGAAUGUCUUGCGGAGGAGGAUAGGGGAGGCCGAGAAGUUGGCUGAGAAGGCGAAGGACGAUGCCAAGAGGUGA
Hyaloscypha bicolor E is the source of this 1200-nucleotide messenger RNA. RefSeq lists its product as uncharacterized. The transcript is spliced from 2 exons. Bases 1 to 1200 code for a protein of 399 amino acids. Lineage: Eukaryota; Fungi; Ascomycota; Leotiomycetes; Helotiales; Hyaloscyphaceae. The record is from RefSeq and is a predicted model, not a curated record.